Messenger RNA from Aspergillus fijiensis CBS 313.89, 539 nucleotides. RefSeq lists its product as uncharacterized. The record is from RefSeq and is a predicted model, not a curated record. Lineage: Eukaryota; Fungi; Ascomycota; Eurotiomycetes; Eurotiales; Aspergillaceae. Bases 49 to 399 code for a protein of 116 amino acids. The transcript has a single exon.
CGACAAGUCCAGAGCGCCGUGCUGGAGACGAUCAAAUUAUUGGGUCCCAUGGAACGCGCUUCUGCGGAUCGACACGAGAUGCUGUCUUUGUUUUUCACUAUGGAGAGGGAACGUCGAGAAAACAAAAUUGUUCGGUUCAGGAUCACGAUUCCUUCUUCUUCUUCUUCCUACCUACGGUGUACUGUACCUCCAAGCCAGUUUCCUUCCUGUCUCGCUUUCCUCUGCCUCUUCCUAUCGAAGGGAUCCCCGCCUCUCUCAAUAUCAAUGGUAACCGGGGGUGACAGCCCGUCUGGAAUAUUUCGGACUUCAUACCUGGAUCAUAACAACUCUCUAAAGUCAAUAAACUGUCACGGAAACCAUGGGUGUGGUCUCGGGUUACCGUACGGUACCGUCGAGUGACUAUUAAGCCCCAAUGCCCCUUGCAGACCCCACUCCGAAUGAACCACAAAUCAGAUGUCCCCAUUUCGGGUACAGUCUACCUAAGGUAACCUACCUUACCGUUCGUACGUGCCUUACGCCGGCUGUAUUCGAAGUUGAAG